Molecule: messenger RNA, 1041 nt
Organism: Prunus armeniaca (apricot)
Lineage: Eukaryota; Viridiplantae; Streptophyta; Magnoliopsida; Rosales; Rosaceae
Source: the annotation of a GenBank genome assembly
AUGGAUCAAAUUGCUCUUUGCAUUCAUGAUGAGUUUGCCUUGUUUGUUAAGAAAUAUAAGAGGGUUGUCAAAGAUAAAACCAAAGUCACUAGGAAUUGUCAAAAUCUUCCUAGUCCGUCUACAUGUGUGUGUCAAGACAAUGUUUUUAAAGAGAUGACUUUUUUGAACUCUUAUGGCUUUAGGGAGGACAAAAGUUUGAAGGGUCUUGUAAAGUGCUAUCUAUGUGGCGGUGCUAGUCACAUUGAUGUGGAAUGUGCAAAUAACCACAUGACAAAGUCUAAUGAGAGAGAAAAGUCAAUUAGUGCACAAUGGAGUGAUAGUGAUAGUGAUGAUUCCAACAACUAUAUCACUUCAUCUUAUGAAGAGGCAAAUAAUUUUGCCCUUGUUGGUUCUGUUCAUAACUCUAGCCUUGCUAGAGUUCAUGUAAUUAAGGAAGAAUGUGUGCCUGGAGAUGAUAGGCAGGAUGACCAGUCAUACAUGGAACAGGAUGACCAAUCAUACUUGGGUAUGUGUGAAAAGUAUGAUAUCCUUUUUACUAAAACUUCCAAGCUUAAGGAAAGAAAUCUCUUACUUGAAGGGAAGGUAAAGAACCUGGAAAUUCUUAAUUGCACUUUUAAAGAAGCAAUUAAUGAAUUAAGUGAAAAUGUUGAGACCUUGGAGAGUGAAAGAGAUUCAUUGAUUGUCAUUAAAAAUGACAUUUCAAACCAAGUGAAUGUGCUCAAGGAAAACAACUUGAUUUUCCAAGUCUUCAACAAGAAUUUUUUGACUCAAAUAAAUGAGGCAAAUGACACGGUGAUCAAGCUUACCAUAGGGGCUAAAAAGGUGGAUAAAAUGUUGAAUAUGGGUAAGGUUCAUGGAGACAAAACUGGUUUUGGUUAUGGUUGUUCUAGUUCAUGUGUUCCUCCUCCUUUGACCACAUUUGUCAAGGAGUCAAAUACAAAGUUUUAUGUUUUAGAGCCAACUAGGACUCAAAGAUUCAUUCCUACUUGUCACCAUUGUGGUGUGAAAGGUCACAUUCGACCUAGGUGUAAUGCUCUAUGA